CGCUGCUGUGUCGAGGUAAAGGAGCGAUCAUGUCUGGCAGAGGCAAGGGCGGGAAGGGGCUCGGCAAGGGAGGCGCCAAGCGUCAUCGUAAGGUGCUGCGCGACAACAUCCAGGGCAUCACCAAGCCGGCCAUCCGUCGCCUUGCUCGGCGUGGCGGUGUCAAGCGCAUCUCGGGGUUGAUCUACGAGGAGACGCGCGGCGUGCUGAAGGUGUUCUUGGAGAACGUGAUCCGCGAUGCUGUGACCUACACUGAGCACGCCAAGAGGAAGACGGUGACAGCCAUGGACGUGGUGUACGCUCUGAAGCGGCAGGGACGCACCCUCUACGGCUUCGGCGGCUAAAGGCUUUCCACUACCGUCACCAUCCUCGAGAACCCAAAGGCUCUUUUAAGAGCCACCCACUUACUCACCCAGGAAGAGCUGUUACAUUGUUGUUUUGAGAGGACACCUUAAAAGGCACCUAUUACUAGAUUCUUUUAAGUUCUUCUGAAACCGAUGCUAGAAGGUUUGGUAAUUAGACAUGUUUAUAAUUUUGUUUUUUAUCACGACGUUGUUUUUCUGGCUAAGAAAAAUGUGCUUUCAUCUGCGUGCUCUGUAAGUUGUUCCUCUACAAAUGUAUUACACUGUAAAAUACUUGCAAGUGUUCUUUGUUAUCAAACCUGAGCGUUUUCUUUACCUCUUAAAUCUGCUAUUCUGCUAAUCUGGAACAUUCGAUAUCAUGUACUUGAAUGAUUUCAUUUAACAGAAAUGUAUUGCAAGAAAAAAAAUCAAUUUGUCCCCUGGGGAAAAGCUGCAAGAUGCUUUGAGAUGAACGUUCUUUCAUAUGCCUAAAUAAACAACGUAUUUGCUUUUCCUA
Calypte anna (Anna's hummingbird) is the source of this 855-nucleotide messenger RNA. Its product is annotated as histone H4. The transcript has a single exon. NCBI's taxonomy places the organism in Eukaryota, Metazoa, Chordata, Aves, Apodiformes, Trochilidae. The coding region runs from base 30 to 341 and encodes 103 amino acids. Gene Ontology annotation, biological process: nucleosome assembly. Gene Ontology annotation, molecular function: DNA binding; structural constituent of chromatin; protein heterodimerization activity. The record is from RefSeq and is a predicted model, not a curated record. Gene Ontology annotation, cellular component: nucleosome.